Molecule: messenger RNA, 1710 nt
Organism: Phyllotreta striolata
Lineage: Eukaryota; Metazoa; Arthropoda; Insecta; Coleoptera; Chrysomelidae
Source: the annotation of a GenBank genome assembly
AAUUGCUGUUGGUGCUCGAUCGUCGCGAGUGGGAUAAAUACGAGAGAAUAGAGUAUGUUGCAGAGAUGUGCCUACAGCCUCGGCCAUGGAGUCGCAAAAACAGGAUCACGAGCGGCCUUUUCGCUCAUGUCCAAUGAACCCAAAGAACCCAAGAUAUCCUCGUCCGAAAUACCCGGACCCAAAUCGAAGAAACUUCUAGCCGAACUAGAUGCCGUUACACAAAGCUCGGCCGUUCAAUUCUUCGCCGAUUACGACAAAUCCAUAGGCAACUACAUCGCAGAUGUUGAUGGGAAUUAUUUCCUGGACAUAUUCAUGCAAAUCUCCUCCAUGCCCAUCGGCUACAACCAUCCCUCCAUGCUCAAUGUUUUCAAAGACGAGAGAAAUCUAAAAGCGUUGGUGAACCGUCCGGCAUUGGGCUCCUUCCCGGGCGAGUACUGGCCGCAGAAGCUGCGCCAGGUGCUCAUGUCGGUGUCGCCGGGCCUGCCCAACGUCAUGACGAUGAUGUGCGGCUCGUGCUCGAACGAGAACGCCUACAAGUGCCUGUUCAUGUCGUACCGGCGGCGGCAGCGCGGCGACGACGCCGCCUUCACCGCCGAAGAGAUGGCCUCGUGCAUGGUCAACCGGCCGCCGGGCGCGCCCGACUUGGCGCUGCUGUCGUUCCAAGGCGCCUUCCACGGGCGCACCAUGGGCACGCUGUCCACCACGCACUCCAAGGCCAUACACAAGCUCGACGUGCCGGCGUUCGAUUGGCCGGCGGCGGCGUUUCCGAAGUACAAGUACCCCUUGGAGGAGAACUUUCGGGAGAACAAGGCCGAAGACGACAAGUGCCUCGCCCACGUCGAGGAAUUAAUGCAGGAGUUUAGCAAAAAAGGACGCCCUGUCGCCGGUAUAAUAGUCGAGCCUAUUCAGUCCGAGGGCGGCGACAACGAGGCCUCUCCCUAUUUCUUCCAGCAGCUACAGCGCGUAGCCAAAGCGCACGGGGCCGGUUUGUUGAUGGACGAGGUGCAGACCGGCGGCGGCCCCACCGGUAAAAUGUGGUGUCACGAGUACUUCGAUUUGGAGUCGCCCCCCGAUAUCGUGACGUUCAGCAAGAGGAUGCUCACCGGGGGAUUCUAUCACAAUUUGGAGCAAAAGCCUCGUGAGGCGUAUAGGAUAUACAACACGUGGCUGGGAGAUCCGGGGAAAUUGCUGCUGUUGGAGGCGUUCUUGGAGGUGCUGAAGCAACAGAAUCUACUGGACCAAGUGAAUUCGGUGGGGGCCAAAUUGAAAUCGGGUUUGCACGAUUUCGAACGGGAGCGUCCGGAGCUGUUGAAUUCGGUGCGAGGUAGAGGGACUUUCCUGGCCGUUAACGCUUCGACCGCGGAAAUCAGGGACAAAAUCAUCGGGGGGCUGAAGAAAAAAGGUAUAUUAGCAGGAGGAUGUGGCGAGCAAGCCAUUAGGUUCAGGCCGUCUCUCACGCUCGAAGAACGACACGUGGAAAUAUUCUUGGAUCGCUUCGGACAGGUUUUAAACGAUCUAAAAUAAUCGAAUCUAGAUAAAUUUUCGUUCCACAAGCUGCCUCGAUCAUCUAUCGAUAUAAUUCUGUCUGAAACCCAGUAAUUAAUAGAUCCUUGAAAUGUAUCUAAUCGAAAUGUACACGGAGACAAGCAAUGUUAAUUAUAUAAUAUUAUAAAACAAACUAUACAUAUUUCCUUCUUGAAAUAAAUCGUA